AUGUCAUUUGAAAACUAUGACGUCACGCGGCCUCGAACAUCAAUGGAACAGUGGGACCAACUCGAAGAACCUGAAGUGAUAUCAGCUUCGCGAUACUCCAGAUUUUCCGAGGUGACUUCCAGUGUCUCUCCCGGGGUGAACGCGUCGGUUUAUCCCGUCAUUCCCACGGGAAAUGGCAGUCUCCUGGAGGGCCUCAUCGUGCCAUUGUACGCAGUCAUCUUUUUCCUCUCUGUCAUCGGAAACGCACUGGUGCUUAUCACUCUAGCACGCAACAAAAGGAUGAGAACAGUCACCAACGUCUAUCUCCUAAACUUGGCGGUGUCGGACUUGCUGCUCGGCGUCUUCUGUAUGCCGUUUACGUUAUUGGGGCAAAUGCUGAAGAAUUUCGUCUUCGGCACGACGAUGUGCAAGCUCAUACCGUACUUUCAAGCGGUUUCGGUGUCCGUUGGGGUAUGGACGUUGGUUGCCAUUUCUCUGGAGAGGUAUUUCGCCAUUUGUCGGCCUCUCAAGUCAAGACGGUGGCAAACGCAAUUCCAUGCAUACAAAAUGAUCGCCAUUAUAUGGGCGGCCAGCCUGACGUGGAACGCUCCCAUUCUGGUAGUUUCCACUUUGAAGAGCAUUCGCGGUGGGAGACACAAAUGUCGGGAAGAAUGGCCGAAUGUCGGAAUGGAGAGAGCUUACAAUCUCUUCCUCGACGCAACGUUACUUCUGAUUCCCCUGAUCGUAAUGAUCAUGGCAUAUUCCCUGAUUGCGUCAAAACUUUGGCGAGGUCUCAGACGUGAGAUUCGCCAUAGUUCGUCUUGUCGCCGGAAGGGUAAGUCCGAAGCUACGAAACAGGACAAUGAAAUUCGUCCUGCGUUGCUAACCAGGACGGGAUCCUCGCCAACCGUGAAUUCCUGCGACCGGUCGAACGAGUACAUAUGUGCUCCCUCCAGACAUCGAGGUUCCCUUCGGUGUCCCGAAGGAUACUCCCAGGGUGGGUCCCGAGGAAACGCGAUUAGGGAAUAUCGCAGGGACGCAUCUCGACAACGGGAACCCAAGAACUCCGGAAGAGCUUCCCUGCCCAGGACGGAAACCGUCAAACUCUGGCUCAUGCGAGGAAUGGUGCGUCUACCUCGAGCCGAGGUGUCCAGGGUGUCCUCCGGGCGUCGAGGCUCAUCCUCCCAGAGAUUUCGCAGCCUUGACAGCGAAAAUGGCGCCAGGGAGAGGAUCAUCCCCGAAGACGGCAACGAGGUCGAAUGGGAAGACCAACGCGAGGUCGGGUGCGCCUUUAACAGACACGCCGUGAGAAGUACCUACAUGGACAGGAGCAUAGAGGCCAAGAAGAAGGUCAUCAGGAUGCUCUUCGUCGUGGUCCUGGAGUUCUUCGUCUGCUGGGCCCCUCUCCACGUCAUCAACACCUGGUACCUCUUCGCACCUGAGCUGGUCUACUCCCUGGUGGGUAGCACCGGCAUCAGCCUCGUUCAUCUGCUGGCCUACGUUUCCAGCUGCUGCAAUCCCAUCACGUACUGCUUCAUGAACCGGAAGUUCCGCCAGGCCUUCAUCGGCGUCUUCGACUGCUCGAAUCGGUGCUGUCGAAGCGUGCGGACCGCAUGCGGAAACGAGUUGGUUGCGGUCGGGAAAACGCGGAUCGCCCAUCAGAUGGGAAACAGCGAGGUCAGCGGAAACGAUUCGACGGUUUACCUCGGCAGAGCUUCAUUGGUGGCCAGAUCAGAAGUGGUUCUUCUAGAAGCGGAGGAUCGGGUCUAG
This is a messenger RNA of Orussus abietinus, 1749 nucleotides long. RefSeq names its product cholecystokinin receptor type A. Gene Ontology annotation, molecular function: neuropeptide receptor activity; gastrin receptor activity. The coding region runs from base 1 to 1749 and encodes 582 amino acids. Gene Ontology annotation, cellular component: membrane. The record is from RefSeq and is a predicted model, not a curated record. Gene Ontology annotation, biological process: neuropeptide signaling pathway. The transcript has 9 exons. NCBI's taxonomy places the organism in Eukaryota, Metazoa, Arthropoda, Insecta, Hymenoptera, Orussidae.